Molecule: messenger RNA, 1582 nt
Organism: Tripterygium wilfordii
Lineage: Eukaryota; Viridiplantae; Streptophyta; Magnoliopsida; Celastrales; Celastraceae
Product: probable galacturonosyltransferase-like 1
Exons: 1
Coding region: 136-1197 (353 amino acids)
Cellular component (GO): Golgi apparatus
Molecular function (GO): glycosyltransferase activity
Source: RefSeq, a predicted model, not a curated record
CCCCCCCCCCUCCUCCUUCAUCAAAACCGCGUUUCUCCUCUCAAAAAGCCAAUAAUUCAAACCAUAUAAAGAAUCCCUAUAUACACCUACAAACCCAACCACUCCCAUCUUCCCAGUUCAAUUCUGCAAAGCAAAAUGCCUAAACCGCUUAUAAUUGUCUUUCCAUUGUUACUACUACUCCUCUGUUCAACCGUCAAUGGCACACAGCAGCAACAGCGGUUCAAAGAAGCUCCUCAGUUUUACAAUUCACCCGACUGUUCUUCCAUUCUAAACGACGCCGAAUCUGAAUCCAACGAUGAUGAUGAUGCGGCAAUAUUCUGCUCCGAUAAGGCCGUCCACGUUGCCAUGACUCUGGACACCGCAUACAUUCGGGGCUCCAUGGCGGCGAUUCUUUCCAUUUUGCAGCACUCCUCUUGUCCUCAGAACAUCGCUUUCCAUUUCGUGUCGUCUGCCUCUGCAAACGCGUCGCAGCUACGCGCCAUUAUUUUCACCUCCUUUCCUUACCUCAAGUUCCGAGUCUAUACCUUCGAUGACUCGGCCGUGGCAAGACUCAUCUCCACCUCGAUCCGCUCUGCUUUGGACUGCCCUCUCAAUUACGCUCGCAGCUACUUAGCCAACAUACUCCCUCUCUGCGUCCGACGAGUCGUGUACCUUGACUCGGACUUGGUCCUCGUCGAUGACAUUGCAAAACUCGCCGCCACACCACUCGGUCAUGAUUCGGUCUUGGCGGCGCCAGAGUACUGCAAUGCGAACUUCACAUCUUACUUCACUCCAUCAUUCUGGUCCAAUCCGUCACUACCACUCACUUUCGCCAACCGGAAAGCUUGUUAUUUCAACACCGGAGUUAUGGUCAUCGAUCUCGAUAGAUGGAGAGACGGUCAAUUCACGACGAGGAUCGAAGAAUGGAUGGAAUUACAGAAGCGAAUGAGGAUUUACGAAUUAGGUUCGUUGCCGCCAUUUUUGCUUGUGUUCGCAGGGAAGAUAGUCCCCGUCGAUCACAGAUGGAACCAGCACGGUCUCGGUGGGGACAAUUUUAGGGGUUUGUGCAGGGAUCUGCAUCCAGGUCCGGUGAGUCUGUUACAUUGGAGUGGGAAAGGGAAGCCGUGGGCUCGGCUCGACGCAAGCCGGCCUUGUCCACUUGACGCGCUUUGGGCUCCCUAUGAUCUGUUACAGACGCCGUUUAGUUUAGAUUCUUGAAUUGACUGACUGAGUCGGCGCCUCUGUGUGUGAAUGAAUUUUGAAUUUUGAUCCUCUGGCGCAUGUUAGUCGGGGACAGAGAUAUGAAGCAUCCAAGUUGCAGAAAUUAAUGGUGGAAGCAAGACCAAGGAAGGAGGUUUGUUUUGGUGCAUUUUCUCUUGUAGAUUAUAUUCAUUAUCAUACAGGGACAUGGUGUUCAUAUAUACAUCUAUAUGGAUUAAUUCAAGCAUAUGAUAUUAUUACACUAUGAAGAUCUGCAAGUGUAAUAAGAAUAAAAUUGGGGAUUCUUCGAGUUCCAUCCUCGGAUUCAUGGUAAUUGUAUCAAAGUUUGUAUAAAGAGAUAUUUUGGGUGGAUUAAUUCAUUAGAAUCCUCCGGAAAAAAAAA